CCCAAAGUGGCAAAGACAGCGCCCGCAGUCUGGGUAAAUUCCGAAGCGUCGAAGCGAGCCGCGGUCGACUGGCAAGACGGGAGCGCAUAAGUACCUCCAAGAGGGAAUCUCUCAGGCGCAGCAACCUACCUUCUACGCAUCGAACAUCAUCUUGCUUUCCCAAAGGGCAUUCCAAAGACUCCGACCAGAAUCUGUUCAACAUGAAGCUCACCAACAUGCUCCUCAUGGCCACGCUCGCCGUCGUGGGUUUCGCAUCUCCGGUGGACCGUCGAAGCCAGCUGGCGGAUUCUUGCUACGGUCCUCCCGGCUGCGCUGCAGUGGAGGAGCAGAAGCGCGCCAUCAGUCCAUCUGUCGAGUCUUACGACGGCGCCAGCGUCGAGACCAGGAGCCAGCUGGCGGAGGAGAAGCGCGCCAUCAGUCCAUCAGUCGAGUCUUACGACGGCGCCAGCGUUGAGGAGAAGCGCUCCAUCAGUCCAUCAGUCGAGUCUUACGACGGCGCCAGCGUUGAGGAGAAGCGCUCCAUCAGUCCAUCAGUCGAGUCUUACGACGGCGCCAGCGUUGAGGAGAAGCGCUCCAUCAGUCCAUCAGUCGAGUCUUACGACGGCGCCAGCGUUGAGGAGAAGCGCUCCAUCAGUCCAUCAGUCGAGUCUUACGACGGCGCCAGCGUUGAGGAGAAGCGCUCCAUCAGUCCAUCAGUCGAGUCUUACGACGGCGCCAGCGUUGAGGAGAAGCGCUCCAUCAGUCCAUCAGUCGAGUCUUACGACGGCGCCAGCGUUGAGGAGAAGCGCUCCAUCAGUCCAUCAGUCGAGUCUUACGACGGCGCCAGCGUUGAGGAGAAGCGCUCCAUCAGUCCAUCAGUCGAGUCUUACGACGGCGCCAGCGUUGAGGCCAGGAGCCAGCUGGCGGAGGAGAAGCGUACCGAAAGUCCAGACGUGGACGCUUACGACGGCACCCUCGUCGAGGCAAGGAGCCAGCUGGCUGCUUCCGUCUACGGCGAUUCGACGGAGUAA
Molecule: messenger RNA, 1010 nt
Organism: Zymoseptoria tritici IPO323
Lineage: Eukaryota; Fungi; Ascomycota; Dothideomycetes; Mycosphaerellales; Mycosphaerellaceae
Exons: 2
Coding region: 201-1010 (269 amino acids)
Source: RefSeq, a predicted model, not a curated record